AUGGAUGGAAUUUGGAAGAGACUUGUUUCUGGAGGGAAGAAUCACUCCUCAAAAGAGGCCGGUAAUAACCAAAAAAAUGCAACAGCUGUUAGCAAUCAUGCAUACGAUAAUGGUAGGAAUUUAGAUUAUAAUACCAAUGGUAAGUCCCACGAUAGUCAAAAUAAUGACGCCCGGCACCCUACGGCUUCAAAUACAAGCAAGCAUGAUGCGGAUAUAUCAGAUAACAACCAGAAGAUAAAAUAUAAUAUUGAUGAUUUUCAGCUAAUUAGAACGUUAGGAACAGGAUCGUUUGGAAGAGUUUUUUUAUCUAAGUACAAAGAAGAUAAUAGUAUUUAUGCGAUAAAAAGACUCAAAAAAAGUGUUGUUAUUCGCCAAAAGCAAGUGGACCAUAUUACGAAUGAAAAAGCGAUUCUUUCGAGAAUUAAGCACCCAUUUUUAGUUAGAAUGUACGGAACCUUUAAAGACGAUCGAUAUUUAUAUAUUAUGAUGGAGUUCGUUAUAGGUGGGGAAUUUUUCACGUAUCUAAGAAGAUGUAGACAUUUUGACAAUGAAACUUCAAGGUUUUAUGCUGCACAAGUUGUAUUAAUGUUUGAAUAUUUACAUGGGAAAAAUAUUAUAUAUAGAGAUCUCAAACCAGAGAAUAUUCUAAUUGAUAAAGAUGGGUAUUUAAAAUUAACUGAUUUUGGGUUUGCAAAGGCAAUUGAAUAUAGGACCUUUACACUUUGUGGGACGCCAGAAUACAUUGCACCAGAAGUUCUUUUAAAUAAAGGCCAUGGAAAACCAGUGGACUGGUGGACAUUGGGUAUAUUGAUAUACGAAAUGGUCGUAGGUUUUCCUCCUUUUUAUGAUGAUGAGCCCAUGGGGAUUUAUCAAAAAAUUCUAGCAGGCAAAAUCUUUUUCCCUAAAUAUUUUGAUAAAAAUUGUAAAAGCUUGGUGAAAAGAUUACUUACGCCAGACUUAACAAAGAGAUAUGGUAAUCUGAAAGGGGGUGUUAGUGAUAUAAAACUACAUAAAUGGUUUUAUAACUACGACUUUAAUUCUUUGAUAUCAAAGAAGGUUGACCCCCCAUAUAUUCCUAAGGUUAGCUCUUAUGACGAUUCUUCAAAUUUUGAAGAAUAUCCAGAUAGCCAUGAACAACCUACAGCUGUUACAGGUAAUGCUGAUCCAUUCAUUGAUUGGUAA
Molecule: messenger RNA, 1182 nt
Organism: Cryptosporidium ubiquitum
Lineage: Eukaryota; Apicomplexa; Conoidasida; Eucoccidiorida; Cryptosporidiidae
Product: cAMP-catalytic domain-containing protein
Exons: 1
Coding region: 1-1182 (393 amino acids)
Biological process (GO): peptidyl-serine phosphorylation; signal transduction
Cellular component (GO): cAMP-dependent protein kinase complex
Molecular function (GO): ATP binding; cAMP-dependent protein kinase activity
Source: RefSeq, a predicted model, not a curated record